This is a messenger RNA of Epinephelus fuscoguttatus (brown-marbled grouper), 6649 nucleotides long. Its product is annotated as serine/threonine-protein kinase BRSK2-like. Bases 379 to 3096 code for a protein of 905 amino acids. The transcript is spliced from 21 exons. The record is from RefSeq and is a predicted model, not a curated record. Gene Ontology annotation, biological process: intracellular signal transduction; protein phosphorylation; microtubule cytoskeleton organization. Gene Ontology annotation, cellular component: cytoplasm. Gene Ontology annotation, molecular function: protein serine/threonine kinase activity; ATP binding; tau-protein kinase activity. NCBI's taxonomy places the organism in Eukaryota, Metazoa, Chordata, Actinopteri, Perciformes, Serranidae.
UGUACUGACGCAGGCUGCUGGAGCGGCAAGCAGCAGCAAUAGAUGCUGUCCCAUCAUCAGAUCACACCCAACGGGGCUGCAGCGCACCGCUCCUCCGGCACCAACACCAUGACACCCAGAUUUAAAGCCGCAAUCUGAGCCGCACUGAGGACGCAACCAGCGGAGGACUGUGAGCAACGGACCUGGAGACAUACGCACACACGUACAGACACACACUCGCACACACGAAUAUUGCAGCGACCAGCAGCCAAAAAGACAGGAACGCCGACCGAGGCGAACUCUACUGCGCCGCGGAUUUGCGCUUUUCUCUCCAGAAACGCGUCCCAAACGGACACCCGCAAGAAAAAAUACUCCCUGUGAGUCAUUUCACGCCAAAAAAUGUCGUCGGGAAAGGACAGCGGGCAUUACGCCAACUAUGUGGGACCGUACCGCUUGGAGAAGACGCUGGGCAAAGGACAGACAGGUCUGGUGAAGCUGGGCAUCCACUGUGUCACAUGUCAGAAAGUUGCCAUAAAGAUUGUCAACAGAGAAAAGCUCAGCGAGUCGGUUCUUAUGAAGGUGGAGCGGGAGAUAGCCAUCCUAAAACUCAUAGAGCAUCCCCACGUUUUAAAGCUGCAUGAUGUCUAUGAAAAUAAGAAAUACCUGUAUCUGGUGCUAGAGCACGUGUCCGGUGGGGAGCUGUUCGACUACCUGGUGAAAAAGGGCCGGCUAACACCUAAAGAGGCCAGAAAAUUCUUCAGACAGAUCAUCUCAGCCUUGGACUUCUGCCACAGCCACUCCAUAUGCCACAGAGAUUUGAAGCCUGAGAACUUGUUGUUAGACGAGAAGAACAACAUCAGGAUAGCAGACUUUGGCAUGGCGUCUCUGCAGGUCGGGGACAGUCUGCUGGAGACCAGCUGCGGAUCUCCACACUACGCCUGCCCAGAGGUUAUCAGGGGGGAGAAGUAUGAUGGGAGGAAAGCAGAUGCAUGGAGCUGUGGAGUUAUCCUGUUUGCACUUUUAGUGGGCGCUCUGCCUUUUGACGAUGACAACCUGAGGAAUCUUUUGGAGAAAGUGAAGCUUGGGGUUUUCCACAUGCCUCACUUCAUCCCUCCAGACUGUCAGAACCUUCUGCGCGGUAUGAUUGAAGUGGAUGCGGGCAAGAGGCUCACGUUAGAGCAGAUCCAGAAGCAUACGUGGUACUUAGCUGGAAAGAAUGAGCCGGAGCCCGAGCAGCCUGUUCCCAGGAAGGUGGCCAUCAGGACUCUGGCUGCAGCUGAGGAGAUCGACCCCGACGUCUUGGAGAGCAUGCACUCUCUGGGCUGCUUCAGAGACAAGGACAAACUGACCAAAGACCUGCUGUCUGAGGAAGAAAACCAAGAAAAGAUGAUCUACUUCCUGCUGCUGGACCGCAAGGAGAGGUAUCCGAGCCAUGAAGAUCAGAACCUGCCGCCACGCAAUGAGAUCGCAGACCCGCCCAGGAAGCGCGUGGACUCGCCUAUGCUGAGUCGUCACGGUAAGCGGAGACCAGAGAGAAAGUCUAUGGAGGUGCUGAGUGUCACAGAAGGAGGAUCUCCUGUACCUGUACGACGAGCCAUCGACAUGGCAACCCAUGGUCAGAGCAAAUCUGUUUUCAGUAAAAGCUUGGAUAUCACAAACGCUAACUGCAGCAAGGAAGAAAGAUCGCGGUCGAUCAGCGGAGCGUCCUCCGGUCUGUCCACCAGUCCUCUCAGCAGUCCCAGGCCCAACCGGCGGUUUUUCAUCCCGCCCCAGUCCCCAGACCUGUGUCAGUCCCCCAACUGCAGCCCCACCCACUCCCCUGAGGUCCGCCUUAAUGGGGUGGGGCCACGCACACCCAACUCCUUCCAGCCAAAGAUGGGGUCUCCCCUCAUGCACCCCCGCACGCAGACCCUCCCCGCCAAGCCCAAAGUGUCCGAGAAGCCCCUGCAGACCACCAGGUCCAAUCCUCUCCCUAACACAGCCCAGACCCCCACCACCCCCAAAUCUGAGCCCUCCACGCCCUGCCAGCCUCUGGCACCCUGCAUCCCCAACAGCCCCCGGGUGAGACGCCACCCUCCCCUCACUGUCCCCCCCAAGCUCUCAAUCCCCCUCUCCCCUGUGCCUCCUAUGUCGCCCCGCCGCCGCCACCACCUCCACCCUGACCACAACGGCAAAUCUGUCCCCAUCACGCAGGUGACCCCCCAUCCCUCCCCCAGAGGGAGCCCUCUCCCCACCCCCAAAGGCACCCCGGUGCACACGCCUAAGGACAGCCCGGCUGGCACGCCCAGCCCAACGCCGCCACCCAGCCCCUCCAUUGGGGGCAUGCCCUGGAGGACACGCCUCAACUCUAUCAAGAACAGCUUCCUGGGCUCGCCGCGCUUCCACCGCAGGAAAAUGCAAGUUCCCACCCAAGAAGACAUGUCCAGUCUAACCCCAGACUCUUCUCCAGAACUGGCUAAGAAAUCAUGGUUCGGUAACUUCAUCAACCUAGAAAAGGAGGAGCAGAUCUUCAUUGUGAUCAGAGACAAACCCCUCAGCUCCAUAAAGGCAGACAUCGUCCAUGCCUUCCUCUCUAUCCCCAGUUUGAGCCACAGCGUCAUCUCUCAGACCAGUUUCCGGGCAGAGUACAAGUCUACAGCUGGUCCUACAGUUUUCCAGAAGCCAGUGAAGUUUCAGGUGGACAUCACCUACACUGAGAGCACCAGCGCCACCAAGGACAACGGCAUCUACUCUGUCACCUUCACCCUGCUCUCAGGUCCCAGCCGACGUUUCAAGCGUGUGGUGGAGACCAUCCAGGCCCAGCUGCUCAGCUCCGACCAGCCCGGCAUCCAGCCCCAGAUAUCUGAUGGCUCUCAGCGCUCUGCUUCUAUGCCAAGUAAAUCCUCCAAGCGUGGCAGCCCGUUGAGUAACUUCUUUGACGUAAUUAAACAGCUUUUUUCAGACGAGAAGAACAUCCAAGCGUCCCACUCCCCUGGCGCCCCUGCCACGCCUAGCUCCCCUGCCAAGCAUGCCCCCAGCAGCAAGCCCAACCAGCCCCCGCCCAAUGACUCUAAAUGCCCCCCCGGCAAAGACAAAACAAAGAUGGCCGCCAGCAACAGGACACAAGAACAACCUUAAGGAGCAGUAGCUGUGCAUGACUAGAGAAGAGCAGUUAUCAGGUCAUAAAACAGGAGAAUGACAGAGGAGAGCUGCUAACUUUACCUUUAGUUAGGAGAAAAAUACAGAAAAAACAAAUCUACUUUUUGCCUAUAAAUUUUGUACUGUAUAAUGGGAAUGGCUAUUUCAGUUUAAAAGUUGAUCAGUAUUUUACAAUAAGUAGCAAAUGUAGCUUUGUUGUCCCUACCUUCUGUCCCUCUCUGUCCUCGGGGGUCUUUCGGUGGGUGUGUGUCCUCCUCACAUGUGUGAUGGCUUGACUUGUCUCUGCCACCAGGGAUCAUCCAUAAUAACUAUUAACCUCGUCGGCUCUCCGAGACCGGCCGACAGCGGCCCACCACCACCAAGAGAGUCUGAAGAAAAGACAGAGGACCCCUUCCCUUCCCUCCCCCACUUCACCCCCCCAACCCCUUCAAGUCCUUUCUCCAGCCGCAUCAGUAGAGUCCACUUUCCCCCCACCAGACCAAACAUAGAGACAUCUCAGAAGAGUUGUAAAAAGAAAAAAAGCCUUAAGACAGUGAUGUUUGUCAAUCUACACACACACCCCUUCUUCUCUUUUCUCUUUCUUCCAAUUCUCCCACAUGUACAUAAAAAACACACACACUGUAUGUACUCCUCAACACAAACAUGACUUCUUUGCGGGAUGUAAUGACUUGCACACGCUGACAAACAGGAAGCAAGGAGCGGUGGAAGAAGCGGGGAGAUGGAUGGAUGGACGAACGCUGGCUGGAUUGUAGUUCUUUUUAAUGUUGUCUUUCUUUGUGAACAGCAGGAUUUCUGAGCGUGCUCUGUGACGUUUCUGUAUAAUGGGUUCUUGCAAUUAAAUAGUCACCCAUUAAAGUAUGAUGGGGGUUGAUAUUACAUAAAUGAAUGAUCUAUUCUGUUGUACAGAUUAAAUAAUGUUCUGUAUGUACAAAAAGUGUAGUUGUGACUUUAUGUUUUAGAGUUGUGUUGCCAUAUUUUGUUUUGUAUUCCUGUGUAGGCCUGGUCACACCAGCAUUUGAAACGGCUUAUUUUGACAGUGAAAUCAAUUUAUUUCAAUGGAAUCGCUGUGAUAAGUGUAUUAACCUGUAGGGGCAAAGUACGAGUCACUGAGUGAUGAUAAGCUAUUUUGAUAGACCUUUCAGGGAACAAAGAGCUAUUGUAGCUUGUUGGUAUUUAAAAGGGGUGUAAAAAACUAGUUUCAUCAUGAUACAAUAUAUCGAUUCUUUGGACAACAAUACGAUAUUUGCCAAUAUUACAGUCUGCCACAAUACGAUUUUCAGUUGAAUUAGAUUGCGGGACCUGUGAUCAAUAUGAGAUGAGAUCAUAUGCCCAUUAAACACAAUGUGUCACAGAAGAUGCAGCCACCCCUUUCUUUCUUGCUUUUAGCCAUAAAAGAUAAUAACGCAUAAAUACUGUAAAUAUUUGUAAGCGCUGAAGUGCAGUAAUGUUUAUUUUAAAGUGACUACACUAACACAUAAAACAGCACUUGGGAUAGGUAAACCUUCAGGGCUUUCUGCCAGAGAGACCUUUCUGGAAGUACUGUUUUCAUUUUAACGCAAACCAUCAUCUUUUUCAUAAAAUUUUAAAAAAUAAUCAGAUAUGAUUCUCAUCAGUACAGUAUAAGCACUUUUAAGUUGCGUAAAUUAAUCUGGCAGCUGACAAAGAUUUCCUUAAUAAAUUACAUUUAUUAUUUACACUUUUCUUACUCACCGUUGGUUGAAGUUAGUGCGUCUCCCAACAGAACAGCAUUGUUGGAUUUCAGCCUGCAUGCAUGUUUUUUAGUCAAACAUUGUUGAAACAGAGCAGCUAAUAGCACUGUUGCUGCAAGAAGUUAGCAAAGUGAAAUGCUCAUCCAGGCAGGUACAUCGUGUUUUGUUUCAUAACGACAUUGUUUACAUAUGGGAUGUUCUUUGUCUGUUGACGUGUAUUUUCUCCAAUAUUGAAAAUAUUUCCACGCUGCUGAUUUAUUCCCAAGUAAAUAAGUAAAUAACAUUACCCUCACCGUCUUUUUCUGGGCUGCUUGCCAUCUGCAUGUUGCUGUUUGACAGUGACACAGACUUGCAAAAUAAAGGUGUAACCCUGGUGAUAUGUAACGUAAAAACAAUAUGUACAUAUGUUUUACUUUGCAUCGAUGAUAUUGGAUCGUUAAUCAUUGAAUCAAUAUAUCAGUCCAGAUCAAUGGAUCAUUACACCCCGAGUAUUUAACCUCCUCUAUUGGAGCACAAACUGCUCCACAACAGAGGACUUGUUUGUGCAGACAGUGUUGAGACAGGAUAGAAAGAAUAUGUAUUUUAAAGGUUAGGGUUUGGGGAGGUUACGGUUAGCCUAACCCUAACUCUGUUAAAAAAAAAAAAAAAAAAAUUACAUCAGUGGAGUAAACAGCCCAGUACAGAGACUAUAGACACUCAGCGAAAUUGUGACUAAAUAACACCAACAUGUUCCAGCUUGCUAGCUUGUAAGCAGUUAUCUCACCAGCUUCUAGAACAAUAUACUUCACAUAUUGCUGUGCCUCUUCCUGGUGUGACCGGGCCUCAACAAUAAAAUGUCUCCUUUUCCUUUUGCACUUUUGACAAGUGAGUCAGAUUCUGGGUUCAGUUACAAAAUGUCAGCGCAUUUUUAAUUUUCAUUAUUAUUUUUACAAUAUUGAACUGCUGUGUAUAUUUUUGUACUUUAUUGUAUUUUGUCACUUGGGUUAUUAAUUUAUUCUCAGUUAUUUAUAUGAAAGAUGUAGAGAAUGUUUCUUAACGUCAAAUUAUUUAAGGAUAUUUUUGUUAUGUUUAAGUUAUUUGAUCACUGAGAAUCUCGAAAAACGUUUGUGAGCGUUCCUUUUCCCGGCUUUUUGACGAGAGAAACCUGUAAUAUAUGUUUGGAAAAUGAUUUACCGUAAUUUAAGAAUGUAGACUUAGCCUCUCUGAGAGGAACAAACCCUUUGUUCAUAAUUGUCAGCUCUUUUCCCCCCUCCCCUGUGUGUAUGAUGACUCAGAUCUCACCAAACACUCAUUCUGUAAAUAAGCCGAGUUUACUGACAAGCUUAUUUAAAAAACCAAGGGGAUUCCUACUCUUAGCUUUGACCUUGUACGGUUGUUUGCAUGUUCAGCAUUCGUCUUUUCUUUGCAUGUCGUCGUUGGAAUUGUUCUUGUUCCCUUUUUCUCUCCACACUUAUUUAUGUAUUUAUGUUUUUUUUAUGUGUAUUUGUUUUAAUUUGCCUUUUUAUUUUAUUUAUUUUCUUAUUUCUUUCGCUGUCCUCUUGCCCUCUUCCUCCUUUUUGAUUACUGUGUACAAACAGUAACCGUGCAAUGCAUCCUCCUUACUCAUUCUCUCAAAGAGGGACCUCUCUGGCGAUUGGGUCGCUCACCAGCUGGGUGGGUGUUGGGUUAUCGGAGAGAAAAAUUAAAGCAAUACCUUUCAUUGUUCGCUUUCCUCUUUUUCUACUGGGGGAAUCCAGAGCACACAGAAUGGACUCGGAGCACGGAGCGCUACUACUGAGCAGGAUAACCACUGGCAAUGUAUUCCCUUGUGAUGUUACUGUGAA